CCAGACCUAGAAGGAGACACAGGCUGGUGGCCACCAGCCAAAUCAAGCUUGGGCGGCGAGGGAGGAGGGGCAGGGGCCCCGGGAGGUGGCCUUUGCGACUCUGGGGCCACUCCUGCAGACUCUGGUCCCGCGAGCGCGAGCUGGAAGCAUAAAAGGUCCGGGCGGGUAAGGGCGGGCCUGCAGCAGGAGGUGGGCUCCAGACCCCCCCCCCCCCUCCAACCUGUUGCGGGGCGCAGCGGGCUGUAGAGAUGGGCCGUUACUCAGGCAAGACAUGCCGGCUGCUGUUCAUGCUGGUGCUCACCGCUGCCUUCUUCGUGGCCGAGCUGGUGUCGGGUUACCUGGGCAACUCCAUCGCGCUGCUCUCGGACUCGUUCAACAUGCUGUCAGACUUGAUCUCGUUGUGCGUGGGCCUGGGCUCCGGCUACAUCGCGCGGCGCGGUCCCCGCGGCUCGGGUGCCACCUACGGCUACGUGCGGGCCGAGGUGGUGGGCGCGCUCAGCAACGCAGUCUUCCUCACCGCGCUCUGCUUCACCAUCUUCGUGGAGGCCGUGUUGCGCCUCGCGCGGCCCGAGCGCAUCGACGACCCGGAGCUGGUGCUUAUCGUGGGCGCCCUGGGGCUGGCGGUCAACGUGGUGGGGCUGCUCAUCUUCCAGGACUGCGGCUCCUGCUUCUCCCGCUGCGCGCGGGGUCGCCGGACCCGCCCUUCGCAGCAGCCAAGCCAGGGGGAUCCUCCUGGCGCUUUGGGGUGUCCCCAAGAGGCUGCGACAGCCACAGCUCCCGGCUCGGGCACAGCAGUGACUCUCCGGGGGUCCUCGGCCGGAAGAAAGCAGCAGGAGGGCGCGACCGUGUUCUCUAAUGUAGCAGGUGAUUCCCUGAACACUGAGAAUGAACCAGAAGAGACGACGAAAAAAGAGAAGAAGUCUGAAGCACUCAAUAUCAGAGGUGUUCUUUUGCACGUGAUGGGAGAUGCCUUGGGGUCCGUGGUUGUGGUCAUCACAGCUAUCAUAUUCUAUGUUCAGCCCCUGAGACGUGAAGACCCGUGUAAUUGGCAAUGCUACAUUGACCCCAGUUUGACUGUUGUCAUGGUCAUCAUUAUCUUAUCGUCAGCUUUCCCACUGAUCAAAGAGACUGCUGUCAUCUUGCUGCAGAUGGUCCCCAAGGGGGUCAACAUGGAAGAGCUGAUGAGCCAGCUGUCUACCGUGCCUGGGAUUAGCAGUGUGCAUGAAGUGCACAUCUGGGAACUUAUAAGUGGGAAGAUCAUUGCCACCUUGCACAUCAAACACCAGAAGGGCACGGAAUACCAGGAUGCCAGCAGAAAAAUCAGAGAGAUCUUCCACCACGCUGGAAUCCACAACCUGACUAUCCAGUUCGAAACCCUGGACUUGAAGGAAGCCCUGGAGCAAAAGGACUUCUUGCUGACCUGCAGUGCUCCCUGCAUCACCCAGAGCUGCGCGAAGAAGCUGUGCUGUCCCCCGGGGACACUGCCUCUGGCUCUCGUCAAUGGUUGUGCAGAGCACAAUGGCAGGCCCUCUCGAGAGUCUUACCGAAGCAUAGAAGCUCCAGAAGUGGCCAUUGAUGUGGCUUUGGAUGGCUGUCCAAGGGAGCAGGGACAGACUCUCAGCAAGACUCAAGAGAGACAGCAUUAUGAAAACAGUACUCAUUUUUAGUGAGUUCCCACACAAUUCAAACUGUCUGAAAGACACUUUGGUGUCACCAGCUCUGCUUAUGGGAAGAGCUUUGUGGGUGUGUAUCCUGUCAGUAGGGGUCAGCCGUUUGAGAUGUUAGUGGAACAAGCCUGCUGAUUUUCAUGUGAUGGAUAACCCCUUUCCAGUACCCUGGGCAUCUCAUGGUUUUCUGUGACAGUUUCAGUAUGGACAUGAACUUCCUAAAGCAGAUUGCCCUAAUGUAUAUACCAGGAGUGCUGAAGGACUCAGUGACUAUGACAUGGGACUCUGAGUCGGUCUUGUCUGUCUUGUGGUGCUGGGGAAUUGCAUACAGGGCUUGUGCAUGCUAAGGAACUGCUCUGUUACCGAGAUGAACCCUGUAGCCUUUGCUUUUAAACCCAUCAGAACUUCUAGCUGACUCUCAAGUGAGCUCAAAGCUUAAGUGGCUAGAAAAGAAGUUAAGCACCUUAUGUUUCCUUCUCUUCCCCUCAAAGACCAUAAAAGGUGAACGUCAGCUAAUUUAUAGCACUUACAGAACUUAUAGCACUGCAGAAGUAUAUAUUCUUAAGUCCAUUCUUGGACCAUGAGACAUGAACACCUAAAAAAUGAAUGCAAAAUGCAUAGCUAUUAAGAUGGAAAGACAGAUUGCCUCUUAAGGCAGGGAGUGCUCUCAAAACAUUAGGGGGGUACGCUUUGCUGGGGUGGAGGGAAAGGUGGGUUCUGGACUGUCGCUUUGCUUUGUGAGGUGGCUAAAGUUUACUUCCUGCUGGAACUAAGCUGCAGCUAUGGUGUGUUCCUUCUCCUUUUCUUAUUUACCAAGUUAUCAUCUCUGAAAGUUUCCAGGUAGGAUUGUUGCCACAUCUAGUUCUGAUAGUGAUUUUCUUAUCCAGAAUCCCUCACAGUCUUUUAUGAUCACAUUGAUCUGUGCAGCAUUGAUCAGGGGGAGAUGAGUUUUCUGGGAAUGGGAGAAUACUCAUUCUUGCUAAACAAAUAAGCUAGCUUGCCUUUGCUUUAAUUAGGCAUAUUUUAAAGUAUUUAUUGCAGUUGCCAACUAGUAACUGGGUGGAAAAGUUAAUUUCACAGUGAGAAAUGAAAAGUAAUUUGGUUGCUGACUUUAAUGUGUUCAGAGGCUCUUAGAGUUUUAUGUCUGUGACCCAUGUUACUAAGUUCAAAUAAAUUAUGAUCUGAUUCAGGCACAUAACUGAACUGUAUUGGGAGAAGAAAGUGCAAAAAAUGACUGUCCCGUGUUUUUAUACCUUGUUUGGCAUCCAUGUUUAAAUCAAAGCCUCAGAGGUAUGACAUGGGGGUACCUGAUGGAGCCAACAUCUUGUUAGACAAGUUUCAAGGCUCACUGAAAGUGGUCUUGGCGUAGGCUUUUAUCCUUCUGAGAAACUACAUAGGAUUCAUCAGAAGUGGUGCACGGUCACAGAAAAGGCAGCCACACUUGUCAAUGCAAGCAUCAUUUUAAAGAAAAUGCCUUCAUUGGGCACUGUGGCGCAUGCCUAUAGUCCUGGCUACUCAGGAGGCUGAGACAGAAGAGUGGCUUGAGCCUAGGAGUUCAAAACCAGCCCAGGCAAAAUGGUGCGACUCAGGGUGUUUUGUUUUGUGUUUUUAAUAUUAGUCUUAAAUUUGGAGGCAUCAUGAUGGGCAGCUGUAAUCUGGGUUAUUGGGAAAUCUUUGUUCCUUAGAAGUUGAUUAGAUCUAAACCAAUGAUCCAUAAGUAAAUAGAAAAACAUCUAAAGCCUUUCUAAUUCCCAGAAGUUUAUGGUGUAAGAUUAUGUAUGCACUUUAUAAGCUAGAGGAGGAAAAAAGACAAAGUUUCUACUUUAGGCACCAAACCUGUGAAGUAGACUUACAGAGACCAGAGGAUUCCCCAGGAACCCCAGCGUGGGGAUGUGCAUGCAGAUGCUGCUGCCAUGCCAACUGUGUUCCAUGCCUUAGUUGAAGCCAAAGUAGAAAUUUGUCUCUAAUGUCCAAAUCUCAAUUCACUGUGCCUUAUUCUUAAAGGAAAAGAAUUAUAAUUUUACAGUUUCUCCUGCUAGCUAAAGGAAUGUAUUUUAGUUUGCAUGUAAACAACAUUCUUUAAUUUCUGAAGUACUUUUUUUUUUUAAUGGAAAGAAAGUACACUUAGUUCCAACAUAAUUAAAUUUAACCUUGAUUGACACUCAACUAGCAAAUUAUAGACAGGAGCCAGUAUGAAGACAGCCAGAGCAUGUUUACUCAUUGGACAUUAGUUGAAAGGGUUUGAUGCUUUUGCUACGUGGCUGUGUUUAACACCUCCACCCUGGCUGCCUGGUGUUUUUGUCUGGGGUUUCCUGGAUCCGUGAUUGUCUUGAUUUUUAAUUCUCUGAAGAAGAGCUUGAUGUUUUCCCCUCCCUGGAUCAGCUGUGCACCUGGCGGACGAGACGAUCUCGUUUCUUCGAGCCUGUGUAAACACUGACCUUCAGUUCAUGUCCUGCACGCUCAGGUUCAUCCUAGAGCCCCUCCUGCCUUCCUCCUUCCUGCCUGUCCUCCACAUUUCCCCUGGAAGGGGUGGUGCUCAAGCCCAGGUCCUUCAAGGCUGUGAGGCAUGUUUUAUUGAUGAGCUACAAUCCCCAACCCAAAGACUAAUUUUUUAUAGUCUGUGUCACACCCUGUAAGGGACAGGUUAGUAUUAGGUGUCCUGCGUGCUGUCCUUCUAGGAUUUUUUGUGCUUUCCUGUAUUUGUUUCUCUGUGGAGCACAGCUCUUCCUUCCAGCACGUCAGCACCAGUUGUAGGAAAGAUUUGCUUCCCUUUCCUUCACAGCUUCCAAUCGGAGUUUUUAAAACUGGGAUAUUUCUUGACAAUUUGGUUAUUAUGAACACACACAGGGAUACCAAUCUCCAUUACACACACACACACACACACACACACACACACACAUCCUACAAAUUAGGAACUUCAAGAUUCAAUGGAGUGGGUGUUAGGGAGUUUCUAUCUUGAUACGUUGGCAUUCUGAGCUAGGUGUGUCCAGGUCAUAUUAUGUAUUAUUUAGUAGCAUUGUUGAUUUCUAGUCACAAAUCCCCAAGUCAUCUAGUCUUCUCCCCAAGCUAUGACAACCAAAAGUUCCUCUAGACAUUGUCAUGUAUUCCCUGGGGGGCAGUACCAACCCCUCUCUAUUUCUAAACUAUGAGCUAUAAUCAUAUUUAAGCAUUAUUGAUGGAUCUGCUCCUCCCAAGUCCAAUAGUGUACUCUAUUCUGCAGGAUUCAUAGCGCCCCUCCCCCCCACUGGCCUGAAACUCUGAAGUGGAGUGAGCACUAUCCAGAAAGGAUUGACAAGGGAGAGCCAUCCUUUCCUGGAGGCUCGAGGUUAUGUUACAGUAUUGUGGAGUUUUGUUGCUUUAAAAUCCUCCUCUUCUCAAGGGCAAGAUUGCCAAAGUGUAGCAUCGCAUUUGGGGUGGGGGUUGUUAAAACUUCAGAGUUUCAAUAACUUCUUGCUAGUUGCAUGGGGACCUCCCCCCUCCCCAAAGGAUGUGCACGUACACACCUGUUGCUGGUGAAGAACAUUCAAUGGUGCUGUAAAUGAUGUGUUCUGAAAACUCGAAAUGCCAAUCAGAUGUUCGUGGAAAUUAAACAGACAGCUCAAA
Molecule: messenger RNA, 5270 nt
Organism: Mus caroli (Ryukyu mouse)
Lineage: Eukaryota; Metazoa; Chordata; Mammalia; Rodentia; Muridae
Gene: Slc30a10
Product: solute carrier family 30 member 10
Biological process (GO): zinc ion transmembrane transport; intracellular zinc ion homeostasis; detoxification of zinc ion
Cellular component (GO): membrane
Molecular function (GO): zinc ion transmembrane transporter activity
Source: RefSeq, a predicted model, not a curated record